This is a messenger RNA of Chaetomium globosum CBS 148.51, 2220 nucleotides long. RefSeq lists its product as uncharacterized. The transcript has 4 exons. The record is from RefSeq and is a predicted model, not a curated record. Bases 1 to 2220 code for a protein of 739 amino acids. Gene Ontology annotation, biological process: proteolysis. Gene Ontology annotation, molecular function: aspartic-type endopeptidase activity. NCBI's taxonomy places the organism in Eukaryota, Fungi, Ascomycota, Sordariomycetes, Sordariales, Chaetomiaceae.
AUGUCGUCGUUCAUUCGUUACACCGUGGCUCUCCUGCCCGCCGUUGCACUUAGUGCUGCCUUGGCCAUUCCUGACGACAACCGAAUGGUUCAACAAGACGGCCUUAUUCGAUAUCCCGUGAUCCCCAAGCAGGGGGGUCCUAUCUUUGGCAAACACUCCAACUUCACCAAGAGACAGUUUGAUACCGGCAGUCUUGCUCAGCGCUCCGGAACUCUCUACACCAUUGAGGUUACCCUCGGCACCCCCGGCCAAACGGUCCCUGUCCAGUUCGACACCGGCUCCUCCGAGCUUUGGGUGAAUCCCGUUUGCUCCAAGUCCACCACUCCCGACUUUUGCAAGGCCCAGCCACGCUUCACCCAGUCUUCCACCUUGGUGGACCUUGGCGUGCAGGGCCAUGUCACCUACGGAACCGGCUACACUGAUUUUGAGUAUGUAGCUGACUACGUCGGCAUUGGAUCGGCCAGGAUUACACAGCAGAUCUUCGGCGUGGCGUUCGACAGUGCCCACGCCGUCGUCGGCCUCAUGGGCGCUGGACCUUCGCUCGAAGGAUGGGAGAACGGUUACCCCCUGGUUGUUGACUCCCUUGCCCAGCAGGGGCUCACCAACAGCAGAGCCUUCAGCAUGGAUCUGAGGGGAUUUGACAGCGCACGAGGAUCGGUAAUCUUUGGUGGCAUCGACACGAAAAAGUACUCCGGUAGCCUCGUCAAGCGUCCAAUUAUCCCCGCCGCGCAGUCGCCCGAUGGCCUCACUCGGUUCUGGGUCUACGCCAACGGCAUCUCGGUCAACCAGCCGGACGGCAACGUGAUAAUCGUUUACAGCACCCCAGCCGGCGGGAAGGGUCAGCCUUUCUUGCUGGACAGCGGAUACACACUCAGCGCCCUGCCCGCGCCCAUCAUGCAAAACCUCGUUGCAGCCUUCCCGUCUGCUCAGUACGUCGCCGACGCCGACAUGUACGUGGUCGACUGCCUGGAUCCCGGCCAGGGCGGCUCUCUCGACUUUACCUUUGGUGACAAGGUCAUCAACGUGCGGUACUACGACUUUAUCUGGCACGUUCCGGACUCUGACCUCUGCGUCUUGGGUGCUUUUACCGAUGACUUCCCGGUGCUGGGGGAUACAUUCCUCCGCGCUGCGUACGUCGUCUAUGACUGGGACAACCGCAUGAUCCAUCUGGGCCAGUCCGAAGACUGCGGCUCGGAGCUCGUUGCCAUCGGCAGCGGACCUGAUGCGGUCCCGUCCAUUGUCGGUAAAUGUGGUCAGACAACGCCAACUUCGACAUCAACGGCUGAGACUUCCACGACCACCUCGUCUGCGGAGUCGACUUCAAAUACCGAGCCCGAGACAUCCACCACUGCUGCUCCUGAGACAACCUCGACCACUACCAGCGAGUCCUCGACCGAGCCGAUCACCGAGUCAGCCACAGAGACUGCCACGGAGACUGCCACGGAGACUACCACUGAGUCGACUGUUUCAGAGUCGUCAACCGCCUCAGACUCCAGCUCUUCCACCGACACCGAGUCAUCCAUCACGGCGGCCACAUCGACCGGCGGCCUUGAGCCAUCCACCACCGAAGCCGCCUCCUCCUCCAACCCGGCCACAUCCACGACCCCCGGCUCCACCACCACCACCACCUCCUCCUCCACCAUCUCCCGCAGCACCAUAACCACCACCACCUCCACCACCUACAUCAUCACCUCCUGCCCGCCCACGGUGACUAACUGCCCGCUGCACCACGUCACGACCGAAAUCAUCACAGCCACCACGGCCAUCUGCCCCGAGACAACAGGCACCUACACCAUCCACCAAACCCAGCCUUGCGCCGGCUCCGGUCCCGGCUCCUCCCCAUCAUCAGCCUGCCCGCCGCCGCACACCCUGACCGUGACGGUCUCGCCGCUGCCGCCCGCGCAGCGCACCACGGCGCACAACGUGCCGGGCUGCACGCCGGGGGCGGCCGGGCCGAGCGUCUGCGUGCAGUGCGGACCCGGAGGCGGCGGUAGCGGCGGUAAUGGCGGCGCCAAGGCCACGACGCUGGUGGCGGCGCUGCCCACGGCGGGGUGUGUUGGCUGUCCGGUGGUCGGCGGCGGGAACGGGACGGUUGUCACUGCUGGCGGGGCGAGGCCGACCGUGACGGGUGGGGUUGUUACUGGGGGUGCGGAUGGUGUUGUUGUGGGAGUUUGGGGGGUGGUUGCAGCUGCGGCGGUGGUAGGAGUCCUGGGAUUGUGA